Messenger RNA from Chelmon rostratus (copperband butterflyfish), 3643 nucleotides. It is a transcript of the gene ppm1lb, whose product is annotated as protein phosphatase, Mg2+/Mn2+ dependent, 1Lb. Gene Ontology annotation, molecular function: protein serine/threonine phosphatase activity; cation binding. The transcript is spliced from 4 exons. Gene Ontology annotation, biological process: protein dephosphorylation. The record is from RefSeq and is a predicted model, not a curated record. NCBI's taxonomy places the organism in Eukaryota, Metazoa, Chordata, Actinopteri, Chaetodontiformes, Chaetodontidae. The coding region runs from base 501 to 1619 and encodes 372 amino acids.
GCUAGUGUGGCAGCUGGGAAUGUGACGGUUCCAGCACAGACCGCUAUUUUCAGGGACUGGCAACAGUAGCGGGGCUGGCCAGGAAGAGGCUCAUCGCACAGCUAUAAUCUAGCCAGCACACAGGCUUGAACUGAAGUCCAAACGGGCGACCUGCGUUUUCUGCCCGGAGAGUCGGUGUGUUCUCGGACCGCAUCAGGUCAACGGACGGCCGUUGGUGGCUCACUGCGGGGCUUGCAUGCUAGAGGGAACCAGCCGGAGCACCGUGUUUGCUCCCCCACCGGUCUGCGUACGUACACUGACACCUUACCUCCCGCCUGGUGAGUCGGGUUAAAAAUGCAGUGAAGUGUCACCGGUUUAGUGAGUGUAAUCUUUAAUUACCCCGGUUAAAUGUGCCUGUUUCGCCGCUACCAAAGCACCCAAGCCAACGACGAUGGACUGAAAUCUGCGGCGGGCGCGAGCGACACACAACCUGCCGCGGUUUCCUGCAUGUAAACAAAUAAAUGAUAGAGGAUACAAUGACCCUGCUGUCUCUGUUAGGUCGGAUCAUGCGUUAUUUUCUGCUCAGACCGGAGACCUUGUUCCUGCUGUGUAUCAGCCUGGCUCUGUGGAGUUACUUCUUCCACACGGACGAAGUGAAGACCAUCGUCAAGUCCAGCCGGGAUGCGGUCAAGAUGGUCAAGGGGAAAGUGGCGGAGAUGAUGCAGAACGAGCGGUUCGGCGGGCUGGACGUCCUGGACGCGGAGUUCUCCAAGACCUGGGAGUUCAAGAGCAACAACGUGGCCGUGUACUCCAUCCAAGGCCGGCGAGAUCACAUGGAGGACAGGUUCGGGGUGCUCACGGACAUCGUCAACAGGAGUCACCCGUCUAUAUUUGGGGUUUUUGAUGGCCAUGGAGGAGAGGCCGCUGCUGAGUUUGCCAAGGCCCACCUGCCCGAGGCUCUGCGCCAGCAGCUACUGACCUACGAGCGGGAGAAAGAGCGGGACAGAGAAAAAGACAAGGAGAAAGAUGAGAAAAAGGAGCGGAGCGGCCUGUCCUAUCCUUCCAUCCUAGAGCAGCAGAUCCUGGCUUUGGACAGAGAAAUGCUGGACAAGCUCUCUGCCACUUACAAUGAAGCAGGUACUACGUGUCUGGUGGCCCUGCUGUCUGAUAAGCAGCUGACGGUGGCCAACGUCGGAGACUCACGUGGAGUCCUUUGUGAUAAAGAUGGCAACGCCAUUCCUCUAUCUCAUGACCACAAACCUUACCAACUCAAAGAGCGCAAGAGGAUCAAGAAGGCAGGAGGGUUCAUCAGCUUUAAUGGUUCGUGGCGUGUCCAGGGCAUCUUGGCCAUGUCCCGUUCUCUGGGCGAUUACCCCCUGAAGAACCUCAACGUGGUCAUUCCUGAUCCCGACAUCAUGUCGUUUGACCUGAACAAGCUCCAGCCUCAGUUCAUGAUCUUGGCAUCGGACGGCCUGUGGGACACCUUCAGCAACGAGGAGGCGGUUCGCUUCAUCAGGGAGCGACUGGAUGAGCCUCAUUUUGGCGCUAAGAGCAUCGUGCUCCAGUCCUUUUAUCGCGGUUGCCCUGACAACAUCACCGUCAUGGUGGUCAAGUUUAAGGGAAAGGCCAGCGAGCAGUAGACCACACACAGUAUCUGUAUUAAGUUUGAAUAAAAGUAAGAUAAAAUAAGAUUAAGAUGAAAGAUUUAAAAACCGAGCCCGCCACUUUUUGAGCGAGGACUAUUUCUAUCACAGAUAUUUACAGAAGUUAGCCCUUCAGUGCAUCAAAUCACACUCCACCCCCCCUUCCUCUACUUUUACUGCUGAAAAACUGAAUUAAAAAAAAAUGUCUUUCAUUUAGGCUUAGCCAUAUUGUUCAGACACCGUGAUGCGAGUUGGGUCACUGUUAUGCAAAUAAACAGAUUUAGCUCUGUGCAGCUGUCAAUACGCCCAUAAGUCUGCACAUAUUUGUGUGUGUGUGUGUGUGUGUGUGUGACAGAUGUGUGUCUUUGUGUGUUAAACUUGCACACAAGUGUCAUAUUAACAACCAAUCCAUUGUCUAGCCAAUAAUGAGAAAUUUAAAGUAUACAAGAUAGCAUGGACUUCCAUUUCCACAUGAGUUCAAGCGUGCUGGCUUUCACUCAAUGUCUAUGUGACCACUAAUUUUAUACUUUUAGUUUCCUAACUCUGUGUUUCCACAUCAUUUAAUUGUAUUUACAUCUACCAAGUGUCUGCACUGUCGUUUAACAGGUCGGCAGGUUGUUUUUUCCAGGAUCAAAUACAUAUCUCUGGUGCAAAUCAUGAAUUUAGUCCCUUUAUACAUGAACAACACAAAUGACAAUAUGCAUAUGCUUGCUCAGAUAUCACCAUUCAUAUUGUACAGCGAGAGAACUUGUCAUGUCAUAUCACACUUGCUGAACGUGGCGACUCUCGACUGUUUUAUCUUGAGUUGCCCCAUUUUCUAAGUUUAUCUGUUGAAUGUCUUAGUUCACUGAAAAUGAUUGCUGUUAGUUUCUAUGCUGAUAAAAUCUUGUUUCUGUUUUGAUUGUUGAUACUUUUUAAGACUUUUUAAAGCCGAGUUAUUUCGAUCUGUUACUCAGCCCCAACUUAUCAGCAUCCAUGUCCCUACUGAUAAUAUAAUACAUGUUGGGUAAUGCAGUAGAUUGUCAAAGUGUAACCAGAUCUCACUUUAAAUGGGUGGAAAAUGUAAAAAUCUAAAGCAAUACCCUCUCAUGGUUAGCAGUGAGGAGUUAUAUUGAGAAGGUGCAACAUCUCAAUAUGACACUGAACCGCUAAUUAUUAAUUUGUGAGGUUUAUCACAUGUUAUCUGAUGAUGUAAUAACAUUGAGUAUUCAUUUUAACAUGUAAGAAGGUGAAUGAGUUACAUAUGAUGAUAGAAAAUUGGCAGUUAUGAUUUUAAUAUUAUUAUAUGAUUCAGGAAUUUGCAUUGCCAUUUAAGAUGUACAGCCCUUUUAAUAUUUUUUUGCAUAUACUAUUGCUUAAUCUGACUUUUCUUACAUUAUCAUGCACUACAGUCUACAUGAGCUAUAUAAAUAUACUGGAAUUUACACCUUACUGUUACAAUGCCAUCUGUUAAUGUCACCUUCUAUAAGAGAAAAGCCCUUCAUCCUGAUACAGAUCAUAUAUCGCAUUUCUCUGAACUGUAACUCAAAAUGUAACAAGCCUUUGAAUGAAAUGUGUUAUUGUUGCCUUAUUUUUUUAACUGUUCAUUUCCUGUUACGAAGUCUGCUGCCACAAUGACGUCUCGGGUUUUAAUGUAACGCAGUCAAUCAUACCGCGCACGCUGCACGGCCUCAGUGCCACAACUUGUUAACUCACAUGUAGAGUAGCAUCAAUGAGAGAAAGUCUCCGGGAGACAUGAGGUUGUAAGAUGAAUGUACAUACUGUCCUCAUGUUAGUAUCAGCCCUCCACUGUUUAUACAGCAAUGAAGAGAGCAACGCGCCUGUUCCUGGAUUGUUAAACUUCAGACAUAUAUAAGAGAUCAAACUGUUUGUGCUUUUUCAGUUCAGAUUCUUCCUUGAUGAUGUGUGUGACAGAAUGUUUAUGUGGCAUUUGUACUUGUUUUUGUUGACUUUAAUAAACUGUAAAAGCAAAAAAAAAGAAUUCUGAAAUUUAAAAUGUAAAUCAAAAAGGUAACAUUAAA